AUGGAUGAAAUUCUCGCAAAGGCUGGCAGCCAGGCAGUAACUUUUGCCAUCAGAUCCGGCAUCUCAAUCGCCUCUAGUUAUGCCAUUAAAACAGUGGCGACAUUUGUGCAGAAGAUACCAGAAAGCGACGCCACCAGGCUUCAAAAACUUCGACAAAAAUUGGAAACUCGGAUAGAGAUUGUGUCCUCAGCGAUUGACUUGAUAAAACUAGUAGCGGCCAAGGGUAAUACAAAUUUGGGAAGUGUUUUAAGGCUCACAAGAGACUUAAAAGAAGAGAUCGAUAACUUUGACAUACGAAUUACUGCAAUAACCGAUAAUUAUGUUACCAAAAAAAACGGAAGAGACUCCAUAGUAGCUGUUGAAAACUAUAUUGAGGAUUUGCUUUCGAGAAUUGAAGACUCUAUCCCCGUUAUUAAUUUAUCUCUAACAACUUCCGGAGCGAGCUUGAGCACGACGCUCCCGGACCACGUCUCACCGGGACGUCUACUCCAGGCUUCGGAAUAUAUCAAUAGGAAUAACGAGAUUUUCAAAUCUCGUGGGAAAGUUUCCCAAGUAGGACCCACUUUCGAAUUAACUAUGUUUUCAGUGUUUCAGAAUCUAGCAUCAGGAGAAAAUCAGGCCCGAGUUACAUGGAAAGAAAAUAUGAGAAAAGCUUGCUUCAGUAUUCGAAGAAGGACGAGCGACUUAAGAGAAUAUGAUUACUCCAUAGAGAUCAAGGAAAGUUUUGACGAUGGCCUUUACCAUGAUUCCAGUGAGGAAACACCCAAGUCGGUAAAUUUCGACAUAUGGCAAGUCGUCAAACUUUUUUUCACAGCUUCUGGCAAGCUGUUGAAGCUGGAAGAGCGAAAUUCGCCUGUUCUUGUCCUCAAGGUAGACAAAAACUUAAAAAGUCCUUCGGUAGAUCAUAGAGGAACCUCCACAGAGAAAAUUGAGUGGCUUGCAUUUGGCGAAUUUGAGAACGUGGAUACUCGCGGCGAAUCUGACUCAAGCUCAGAUUCCGGCUCUGACUCCGAGUCCAGUUCCUUUGUUGCAGGCCAAGGUACAAGAGACAGGGAACCUAGUUUAUUAACAAAUGAACCUGGACAGAGCGGCUCAAUUGCAUUACUCGAAUAUAUCAUUCGAUUGGCAUCAUUGCAGUGUAAUGACCAACAGAGUAUUCUUCACGUGCAUGACGAGCGCUUGUCUCUAUAUCUCAAUGACGAAAAUCCCAAUUCUAUCAAAUACAGGAAAUACAACCUUGAUGAGGUUACCGCCAAGUUAGAAGAAGUUAAAAUUGACGAUAGUCGCCAUAAUACGUAA
Lachancea dasiensis is the source of this 1299-nucleotide messenger RNA. The record is from the annotation of a GenBank genome assembly. Lineage: Eukaryota; Fungi; Ascomycota; Saccharomycetes; Saccharomycetales; Saccharomycetaceae.